This is a messenger RNA of Polistes dominula (European paper wasp), 3526 nucleotides long. RefSeq lists its product as uncharacterized. The record is from RefSeq and is a predicted model, not a curated record. NCBI's taxonomy places the organism in Eukaryota, Metazoa, Arthropoda, Insecta, Hymenoptera, Vespidae.
AAAAAAAAUACACACACACACAAACACAAAUUCAAAAAGAGAUUAAAUUGAAACCCGUUGUUGUUGUUAGGAGGAGUACAACACAUCGGAGGAAAAAAUGAUGACGUUAAGAUCAUUAUUAUUUAUUCUCUUCCUGAUUGGAUUAGCCAGGUAUUGUGAACUGGCACCAUCGAGAUCCAAGAAUUUAUCCAACGAUAAAUUAUCAUCAUUACCAUCUUUAUUGUCAUCAUCAUCGUCAUCAUCUGUUGAAGAAGAAGAAGAAGGAGAAGAAACAUCAUCAUCAUCGAGAAAAAGAUCACGUGGAACUUCGUCAUCUUCUUCAUCGUCAUCAUCUUCAUCGCCAAGCGAAUUAACCUGGGAAGCUUGGUUAUUGGUCGAUGCACAAGCGGGUGAUCAAUCGAGUUUAGAUUCGGCUAAUAUUUUGAGAAAGAUCACUCCGAAAAGUAUUUUUUUCGCGCCUACGCGCAUCGAUUGUGCCGAAGGUUAUCGCGCAGAUACCAUGGACAGAUGCGUCAAGGAUGUCAAAAUUGAUCACGAGGCGCAAUUUGAUUUUUUAUUGAAACGCGUCAGUGCAAUGUAUUUGCAAAGAUUUGCCAGCAGCAGUAACGGGGAAGAAGAAAAGAUACCAAAUCAAAAACAAUCGUCAGGUCCAUUGCAAUUGAGUAUACCAUUGUUAGGUAUACCUUUACCCCCACCAUCAUCACCAGAUGCUGUUGCCGAUGAUCCUGUUAUGUCUUCUGUUAAUAAUCAACAACCAAUCAAGAACGAGGAUGAUAGGACUAAUGAACCCCCAAAGGAGACGACGGUUACCAUUUAUGAAGCUAAAAUCGAGACGACUACAACAGAAAAUGAAGAAGACCAACACAAAUUAGAUGAAGAAGAAAUAAAACCAUUAAUAUUACUCGAUAAUAUUAAUCAUCAAAACAAUCCUAUAAACAAGGACAGCAAAAAAUCUGAAGAAAUAGUCCCGGUUGCUGAAUUUGUCGAUGAAACUAACGGAAGUAGUGGUUUUUCGGAAAUAGUCGAUUAUAAAAUUCCGAUAAAUCUAAAAGCCGCCAUAUUGAAUGUAACCAACGUUAAAAAUAAUAUCAACGAAAGUGAGGUUAUAAAUGAUGAUACCAAAUUAAAAGAAGUAUUGUCGAUGAACGUUAGUAAUAUAACACCAACGUUGGUAUUUCUUUUAACACCAACUAAACAACCACAAAUCGAAUCAUCAUCAUCAUCAUCAUCAUCAUCUUCUUCUUCUUCUUUCGAAAAAGAAGAUGGCGAUGAUUUAUCUAAUGUUACUACAGCUGGUCACGUGAUCAUACGUAUGACCGAAUCAAUAAAUUCGACCAAUCACAAUAUGGAUCAAGUCAUCAACGAGUCCAAUUCGAAUUCGUUGAAAAAAUUAUCGGAAAAUUUGUCAAACUUUGAUGAUAAAGUAGUUGAUAAUAAUGGAAACAAUUCGGAAUCAUCUGGAAUGAAAAUGGCGGAUGACGAUGAACGGGAAACAACUUAUGAAGAUGAAACUGUUGACGAGGGAGAAAUUGUUGAAGAAGAGGACGAUUACGUUGAUCCAACUGAUAAUCCUAUUGAAGAUGAAUUAACCGAACUUGAGGGUGAAAUUUUGAAACAUGGCGAAGCUGGGAUCACCAUACCUGUGACAAAUUUGGAUAGAUUACAUUUGAAUGAAAAUCAUGAGACAAAUGUAGAACCUAUGAUUGAUUCUAAUAUGAAAAAUGUCAAUUAUACAUUUGAUUCAUCGUCAGAUGAAAUUGCUAUUCGUUUUAAUCAUAGCAUUUCCAAUAUGGACGAACAUGAUAGUAAAAUUUCUAGCGAAGCUACGAUCAAGGAUGACGUUAUCAUAGAAACAACAUUGUUAAAUGUUAACAAUCCUACAAAAAUUGGUAACAAUACUAAAUUAAACAAUACGAAGAUCAACGAUGAUGAAAAUGUCAAUGAACAUUUUGAAUCUGAAAAGAUACAUGAUACUAAAACUAAAAUAAUAUUUCCAACUGAAGAAAUACCUACGACAACUAUUGUAUCAACGAGUACAAAGGAAAAUAUUAAACAACAGGUAAGUAGGAUAAAAUUCAUUGAAGAAGAAGAAACUGACAAAAAUCCAACAGAUUUGAGGAACGUCGAACUUUUGGCUGAACCUUCAUCGUCAGAAUCGCUACUUUACGAUCCUCAUUUUGACAAUCGUUACUUGGAAGCAACGAUAAAAGAAACAGAGGAUUCUGUUAAAACUAGCAAUAGUUUUAGUACGCGAAAUAUCUUAGAUUUAGAAGGUUCACCUAAUUUUGACGUAAGAUCGUCACAAAAUUACGUUAAAUUUCCAUCAGAUGAGAUCAACAGUAUACAUAAUCAAGAUUACAAAGAUGGACAUCAUCAACAUCGUAAUAUUUUCGAAGAAGAGGAUGAUGAUAAUGAUAAUAAUAAUCCUCCAUAUAUUAGUACAACCAGUACAAAAAGUAGCAUACCAAAUUUUCAUCAAAAAUCAUCAUACUCUAGGACACCAAUUGGUUGGAGAAUAAAUAGGCCAGAAGAAGAAGAAGAACAACAACAACAACAACAACAGGAAGAUAAUGAAAGGCAUCGUUCAGUUGUUGUAGUUCAAAGACAAAAACCAAGGCCAAUGUAUUUAUAUAGAACUAAAGCACCACCACCACCACCACUACCAUUAACGAGGAUUUCACCUAAUUUAUUCUCAAUAGGUCAAGGUGGUUCUCGUUCGACACCAACCAUCAUGGAUAGAGGUUAUAGAAAUGAUUAUGUCAGAGUAUCAUCUCGUCGUAGGGUUAAAUAUUAAUUAUAUCCAUCUAAACAAAAUGGAUUCGCAUGAUUGAGUUAGCCGUUGGUUGGGCUAUCAAAUACGUCGUUGUUGACGUACUUCGCUGAUUUAUUUGAAAGUUUAAGAGAAACUUUAAAACAACUUGAACUAUUAUUAAUGACGAUUCGAUUAUUAAAUCGAAUCUCUUGGAUCUGUCGUCGUGAGGAUUCUCAACUCUCUUGUCUGUGUAUUUCUUUCUCUCUCUCUCUCUCUCUUUUUUUCUAUUUAUCUAUGUAUCUUUUGAAACUGUGCCAAAUAAAACAAUGGGGUUUGAAAGAAAUAACCUGUCGUUUGCUAAAAACGUGUGAUACGCGAUUGGGAACACUCUUAUCUUUUUGGCAGACAUGUUAGUUUUCUUCUUUUUUUUUUCUUUUUUUUUUUUUUUGUUAUAUUAUCGUACCGAACAAAUCUUUGAUGAUCUAAACGAAAAUUUGGUUUUUACACAAAAAAAUUAUUCAACAAUUUUGACAGAUGAAUAUUACAGUAAAUUGAUUGAGGUAUUGUUUUUUGUUUUUUUUCUUACUCGUGAAAUUAAUGAAACAGAUUAUUUGUUUAAAUAUUCAUUGGAAUGAAUAUUUUCUACUUUAGUUUAGUCGACAUUAGUUUUCAAACGAUGUUAAGUAUCUAUAACUAGGGUUCAUAGUAAUCGUGUUUCACUUUCUAAUCAGAUUUAAAACUGACAUUGGGUAGAACGUUUGUAACAGGAAUAAA